UUCAAAACGUGAUUGUCUGUGAAUCUGAAUGUCAAAUGUGAUUUUAAUUAAAUUUUGGAGAAAAUGGCAAUGUUUUUAAGCUCAGAUUUCAAACAGACUAGUGAUAUAACAUAAACAUUAUUAUGGUGGAUGAUUUUAUAAAUGACAAGAAAGUAUUAACACAAUAAAAUGUUACGAAACAGUUUUCGCGACCUCCGAGUUCGGAUUCCAACAAAAGUUCUAAGAAGUAAUGGAAUGAUUGAUUGCCUGUGCAGUUUGAACACUAUAAGAAUAUCAAGUUACAGCUCAAAAAGAAAAGACAGAAGUCCUCAAGGAAGAAAAGUAAAGGGAAGAGUAGUGCAAAAAGCUCCGAAAUUAAAACGGGGUCCAAAGUUGCCCAAAGUAACAAGUCAGAAAGAUGUGCCAUCAGAACCAGAUCAGUUAUUCAAACCUGUAUAUCCUGACCCAGUGAAGAAAAGCAGUGAUACACAGGAUAUAGGCGAAGAAAUAGCAGGGAAAUUGACCAAAGCGGAGAAAGCCAAAGUUUUGAGACAGUUUAUUAUUGACCAGUCAACACAGAUGUUGGCAGCUCAGCAUGGAUUAGAGGGGACAGUCUAUGAAACUGCUUUACAGUCAUUCAGGAAAUAUUGCAUUGGUUCAUCUCAGCUACCGGUUGAGCUGCAUAUAGUGUUCAAAGACCUGGUACAAGAUGUAGGUCAUGUGUCAGAUUUGUUUCCAUUUUUCCUGAAUCACUCGAAAAUUGUUUACCCUCAUCUGGAUUGUAUGGAGGAUUUACAGAAGAUCAGUGAUCUCACAGAUCCUAGUCGAUGGUACCCUCUUGCCAGAACCAUGCAGAGGAAGAUUAUAUAUCAUUCAGGCCCCACCAAUAGCGGAAAGACGUACCACGCUCUGAAACGGUUUAUGGAAUCUGAGUCAGGCGUUUACUGUGGUCCACUUCGAUUGCUGGCAAUGGAAGUCUUUGACAAAUGUAACAAUGCUGAUGUUCCUUGUGAUUUGAUUACUGGUGAGACGAGACGUUUUGCCAACGAGGAUGAGACACCAGCCGAGCAUGUAGCUUGCACUGUGGAGAUGGCAAACCUCAGUCAAGAGUAUGAAGUUGCUGUGAUAGAUGAGAUUCAGAUGAUUGGGGAUUUACAGAGGGGAUGGUCCUGGACUCGGUCUUUACUUGGCAUUGCAGCUAAGGAAGUACAUGUAUGCGGGGAGGAAACUGCCAUCGAUCUUGUGGAGAAUUUAAUGUAUUCUACCGGUGAUUCUUUUGAGGUUAGAAAAUAUGAGAGAUUGACAAGUUUGACAUAUCUGGAAGAGGCUGUUGGCAAUUUUGAUAAUUUGAAGAAAGGCGAUUGUAUAGUGUGCUUUUCAAAGAAGGAUAUUUUCAAAGUGUUCAAUAUUCUAGUUGCCAAGGGACAUAAAUGUGCUGUGAUAUAUGGGGAUUUACCUCCUGGAACAAAAAUAAUGCAAUCAAGGAAGUUCAAUGAUCCAAAUGACCCAUGCAGUGUACUUGUAGCUACUGAUGCUGUUGGCAUGGGACUAAAUCUUGCCAUAAAAAGGGUGGUAUUCUAUUCAUUAAUCAAGCGUACACUAAGAGAGGAUCAUACUUUGUCCAUGGACUACCUGUCCACCUCCCAAGCCCAGCAAAUAGGGGGGAGAGCGGGUCGAUUUCGGACACAAUUUGAAGAUGGUGAAGUGACAACUUUCUGGCCGAAAGAUUUGGGACACUUGCAUAAUAUCGUGAAUGUAGAGAAAAGUCCCCUUAAAAAAGCGGGUAUGAAUCCCACAGCCGAGAUGAUAGAGAUGUUUUCAUAUCAUCUUCCUAAAGCGUCCCUUUCAAAUCUUAUAGAUAUAUUUGUACAUGUGUGCAAGCUAGAUGACAUGUACUUCAUGUGUAACUUGAUGCAGUUUAAGGAACUGUCCGAGUUAAUAGAAGAUAUUCCGCUACCUCUCCGAACACGAUAUACUCUCUGUUCAUCUCCACUGAAAGUGAGAAAAGGAUUUGCCCAAGUUGCGUUUGUUAAGAUUGCAGCUCAGAUGAGCAAAGGAUUUCCCUUGACAUAUGACUGGUUAUGUCAGAAACUGGGUGCACCUUUCAAUAUUCCCAGGUCAGUGUCAGAGCUUGAACAGCUGGAGGGAGCAUUUGAUGUUGUUGACAUUUAUUUGUGGCUGAGCUACAGAUAUCCAGACUUGUUUGUUGAUGCAGAUGAGGUUCGGCAACUUCGUUUGAAACUGGAUGCUAUCAUCCAAUCUUUCCUAAACAGAGGGAGACUGUCAGAGAAAAAGAGACGAAAACUUGACUUAAGUACUGUUAUGAAUGAUCAGCAAGCUGCAGGGACUGGUUUGGAGAAACUAGAGCCAGACCUGAUUCAGAACAAUCCUCUACAAGCAUAUACACCAAAACCGAAGCCGAAAAAGGAUAGUGAGAAAUAUAAAGUACUUACUGAUGUUUUUAAAGAAUUGGAAGAUGUGGAAAGAGGAAUUGUGGAGCCUGAAGAUAAAGCUAUCAAAAGCCUUUUUUCGAAUGUGGAAGAUUCUUCAAAUGAAAGUGUAAAUGUAGAAAAAGAUAUUGGAAAACACGAAGAGAAAAUUGUGAACGAUGGUGCAACAGACAUUGAAAAACACGAAGAGAAAAUUGUGAUUGCUGCUGCUGCAACAGACAUUGAAAAACACGAAGAGAAAAAUGUGAUGAUUGAUACUGCAACAGACAAGUCAGCAUUUUUAAAGAAAGAAGGAUUUUUGUCAAAGAAUAAUGAAAUGUAUAAUGAAAUUGCAGGCAGUUAUAAAAUCGAAGCAAUGUUUCAGAAGAAAGAUAAGGAAAGCACAAAAUCAGGACAAGCACACUCAGAUGAAAGUCAAAGCGCUAAUAUGAGUGACUCUGGUGAGAUUAAUAAACAAGAGGUGACAAAGUUUGGAAUGGACAUAGAGGAAAUAAACGAGUUUAAAGAUAUGUUUACAUCUAAUCAGAAUAAGAAAGUACGGACACCAGAAAGAUCAGGAAUGGGUGAGGAAGAUCUGAACAAGUUGAAAGAUAUGCUAACUUCUAUGAAAAAGUUAACUGGAAAGAGAAAGAAAAAGCCUUCCAAAGCAAAUGACAAAAAUGAAGAAGAACUUGUGACAAAGUUUGUUCAUGUAUAUCCUAGGAAACAAAUUAAAAAAAUGAAUUAUGAUUUUCAAAUGAGUGAAAAUGAAGGAUUACAUGAUACUGGCAAUAGUGACAAAAUAUCAAAUUUCUCAGAGAGGUUUUCAAUUCUCAGCAAUAAAAAUAGGCCUCAAAAUGUACAGGAGAGAAAUUCAGAUCUUAACACAGAGUUGUAUAAAGAAUCGCAUGGGGAAAAACAUGAUAAAAGCAGUUCCAUGAAAAAUAAAAGUUUAGCUGCCUCAAGAGCCAACAAAUUAAAUAAAUCAUCAUCACCAAAAGUAAAUGGAACUGGAAAUGUGGAACAGGCAGAAAAUAAUUUUGAAGAUAGAACUUUCGAACCAGAAAAAGAAACACCUAGCCUCACACAUACAUUUUUUGUUGAAGGAGAAGAAAGUCUGUCGGACAAAAGUUUAAAUGGAAAAACUGAGAUUAGCACAGAACGAGGAGAGGGUAGUUUGGAAGAAAAGUUGGUAGAAGAGGGUGUUCUGACUGCAGAGAUGUUAGAAAAGUUAAAAGCAGAAUGGGAAAAGAAACAGAUUAAAGGACAAAAGAAUGAAAAUGAUGGAAAUAAAAAUAGUAUAGAAAGAUGAUAAAACUUAAUCUAGAUGUUUGUUUCAAAACCAUUGGAAGAUUUGUAAUAGACCAGUAUGAGAAUAAUGGUCAUGGGUAAAUCAAUAAGAUUGAGCAUUUUUGAGUGGAGUUGAUGUAAGGUAGAAGAAUGAUAGAUUAGAACAGUGAGUGGACUGUAGUCCCAAAAUACACGCUUGAAGAAGUCAUACUUGAAAUAUGUAAAUAUAUAUUAGUUUUCUGUGUUAUCAGUGAUAUAUGAAGUCCCAUAUUUCAAGAUGAGUGAUCUGUACAUUUUGUUUUGGAUCUUUUAUCAGUACCAUUUCUUUUCAUCCAAGAUACUGUGAUUUUGUUUAAAAUGUUUUAAGUCAUGGAAUUAUUUGUGUCAUAAGUUCCUAGACACUGGACCUAUUUACAUGUUUAAAAAUUAUAGACAAUGGAGUAUUUUUAAGCAAACCAUAGAGUAUUUCUCUAAACAUUUUAUAGCCCUCCAGGCUAGCCAUCGAGGUAGAGCACAAGCUUAUAGGUUGUGAGUUCAGGCCUAGUCUUGGCAUUUGUUAAAAACUGAGGACUUGGUGGGGGAGCAGCAAAGCAUCUAUCUGAUACCAUUUGUCUGCUACAUCUGAUUUGGGGGUUGUUGACGGUUACAAGCAGAGAGGGGCCUUAACGGUUGAAUGGCUACAGUUACUGACUUAAAAUCAUUUACCCCUGACAACUGGCAAAGGUUGUCAUGUGAGGAGUCUAAUCCAGCUGGUUUAUGGCAGAUUGGUGGUUCUUCCCAUGUAUCUACUGUAUCUGAAUUACUGUUCACAAGGGUAGUUGGUGUUUUCACAACACUUAUAUCUGGAAUAAGUAGCCAUAUGAACUACAUUGUAUCUUAAAGCUUCAUGCCUGCAAGUUGGAUAUAAUUUUUGUCGAGCCCGCUUGCGGUGAGCUCGGUAUAGUCGCCACUUCUGGUGUAUGUGCGUGCGUCUGUCCGAUUUUGUCCGGACCAUAACUUUGACAUGCAUGGACCAAUCUUGUUUAUAUUUGGCAUGAAUGUUUACCUCAAAGAGAAGGCGUGUCAUGCACAAACCCUAUGUUCCUAUCUCAAAGGUCAAGGUCACAGCUGGAGGUCAAGCUGAAGUUUGUCCGGAGCAUUUCUUCUUCAUGCAUGGUGGGAUUUUGAUGUAAUUUGGCUUGAAUGUUCACCAUUAUGAGACGGAGUGUCAUGCGCAAGAACCAGGUCCCUAGGUCCAAGGUCAAGGUCACACUUGACAGCUGGCAGGCUCGACAUUCUGCCAGUGGGCAUACUUGUCUACAUGUUCUAUUCUAAAGUUUGGCAUGGAAUGUAAAAUUAACACUGAAGAAUGGUGAACUGAAUCAAAAUAAGUGUUAGAUAUUGAAAAAAAGCAGGAAAAAUGUUAAUUUUCUCCAAUUUUCAGAAGCAUGCAACAGUUAAUUUCGUUAUGCACAGUAUUUUUGUUCUUCAUUAGAAUAUCUUGUGAAUUCCAUGUUUCAAUAAAUUUGUACGACUGGUUAUUUUGCACAGUACACACAUUUUUUGGAUUUUUGAGAGAGAAUUUUCACCUAAAAUAUGUGAACAAGUUGCUUUAAUACACAGCAAAACAAGCUAACUUGUAAAAAAAAGCACUAGAGUGGAAUGUAGGAACAAUAUGUCAGGAUAAGUGACAGCUGUUUCAAGAAAUGAGUUGACCGAAUUAAACGAAGAUUCUCUUGAAAGAAUUUAAAGUUUUUCUGUAUCUCCAUUUUACUCCUUUCAAAAUAUCAUUACUCUGUUUUUUAUAGAGUUAAUCAAGAUUACUUAAAUUUCUCUCUGUUUCCUGGAAUUUAAUAGUAACAAUCCUUUUACUUGAAAAAUAUAUAAUAUAUGAAAAGAUUAUACUUGUAGUCCUUUUGUGAUCUGGAUUUACUUAAACUAGAACUGAAGAAUAAAAAAUGAAAUUUAUACAUAUAA
Mercenaria mercenaria is the source of this 5654-nucleotide messenger RNA. RefSeq names its product ATP-dependent RNA helicase SUV3 homolog, mitochondrial-like. Gene Ontology annotation, cellular component: mitochondrial degradosome. The transcript has 15 exons. Gene Ontology annotation, biological process: RNA catabolic process; mitochondrial RNA 3'-end processing. Lineage: Eukaryota; Metazoa; Mollusca; Bivalvia; Venerida; Veneridae. Gene Ontology annotation, molecular function: hydrolase activity, acting on acid anhydrides; ATP binding; RNA helicase activity. Bases 169 to 3720 code for a protein of 1183 amino acids. The record is from RefSeq and is a predicted model, not a curated record.